Molecule: messenger RNA, 1556 nt
Organism: Cololabis saira (Pacific saury)
Lineage: Eukaryota; Metazoa; Chordata; Actinopteri; Beloniformes; Belonidae
Product: E3 ubiquitin-protein ligase pellino homolog 1-like
Exons: 6
Coding region: 100-1413 (437 amino acids)
Biological process (GO): protein K48-linked ubiquitination; regulation of Toll signaling pathway
Molecular function (GO): protein binding; ubiquitin protein ligase activity
Source: RefSeq, a predicted model, not a curated record
GUGACGGCGUUGUGACGGCGUUGUGACGGCGUUGUGACGGCGUUGUGACGGCGGCGCGGGUCCAAACUCGUCCUCCAUCGUCCCGGAGAAACCGCUCAGAUGUUCUCACUGGGUCAGGAGAACAUCUCAGCCCCCCCCACGUCCACCAAGGGGCCGGUCAAGUACGGGGAGCUGAUCGUUCUGGGGUGCAACGGUUCGAUGCCCGCCGGCUGCAAGGGUAGGAGGAAAAGCCGCUUCGCUCUGAGUCGCAGGAACAAGCCCAACGGAGUGAAACCCAGCACUGUUCACACCAGCUGCACCCCGCAGGCCGCCAAGGCCGUCAGCAACAAGGAUCAGCACAGCAUCUCCUUCACUCUCUCACGGGGCCAGACGGUGGUGGUGGAGUACAAGCAUGACGGAAACACCGACAUGUUCCAGAUCGGGCGCUCCACGGAGACUCCCAUCGACUUCGUGGUGACAGAUACAGUUCCCGGUGGGCAGGGCCACCCCGGGGGGCAGGGCCACCCCGGGGGCCCACCCGACCCCCAGAUAGGCCAGAGCACCAUCUCCCGCUUCGCCUGCCGCAUCAUCUGCCAGAGGAGCCCGCCGUACUCGGCAGGGAUCUACGCGGCGGGAUUCGACUCGUCCAAGAACAUCUUCCUCGGGGAGAAGGCGGCUAAGUGGCGUCUGCAGGACGGCCAGAUGGACGGCCUGACCACAAACGGUGUCCUGGUGAUGCACCCGCGCCCGGGCUUCAGCCAGGGCUCCAAACCCGGCCUGUGGAGGGAGAUCUCCGUCUGCGGCAGCGUCUUCACGCUGCGGGAGACCAGGUCGGCCCAGCAGCGCGGCAAGCUGGUGGAGUCGGAGUCCAACGAGCUGCUGGACGGCUCCCUCAUCGACCUGUGCGGCGCCACCCUGCUGUGGCGCACGGCGGCGGGGCUGGCAUGCACGCCCACGGCCAAGCACCUGGAGGCGCUGCGGCGGGAGCUGAACGCGGGGCGGCCUCAGUGCCCCGUGGGCCUCAAUACACUGGCCUUCCCCAGCCUGAGCCGCAAGGACGUCCCGGACGAGAGGCAGCCCUGGGCCUACCUGCGCUGCGGCCACGUGCACGGCUACCACGCCUGGGGCGGCCGCCGCCACCCCGAGGUGCAGGCCGACCAGCACCAGCGGGAGUGCCCCAUGUGCCGGGCCAGCGGGCCCUACGUGCCGCUGUGGCUGGGCUGCGAGCCGGCGCUGUACGUGGACGCCGAGCCGCCCACGCACGCCUUCGCGCCCUGCGGACACGUCUGCUCCGAGGAGACGGCGGCGUUCUGGAGCCGCAUCCCGCUGCCGCACGGAACCCACGCCUUCCACGCCGCCUGCCCCUUCUGCAUCCGGCCGCUGGGCGGGCCGGCCGGCGGGGUCCGCCUCAUCUUCCAGAGCCCGCUGGACUAGCAUCAGUAGAAGCAGGACCGCCUAGCUAAGACGAGCUAAGACGGUUCAACUCCCUCCAAACAAGUGCAUUUACUGAGUCGACUGCUGCUCUCGAAACAGCGUUUCACUCCGGCGGCAGCGAAAGGAAGUCCCGUCCUCCGGGA